Molecule: messenger RNA, 1461 nt
Organism: Amphimedon queenslandica
Lineage: Eukaryota; Metazoa; Porifera; Demospongiae; Haplosclerida; Niphatidae
Product: enolase-like
Exons: 7
Coding region: 47-1357 (436 amino acids)
Biological process (GO): glycolytic process
Cellular component (GO): phosphopyruvate hydratase complex
Molecular function (GO): magnesium ion binding; phosphopyruvate hydratase activity
Source: RefSeq, a predicted model, not a curated record
CUAUUCUAAUUGAAUGUAGCCGAAGGUCAAAGGUGUUAACAACAACAUGUCUGGACUUAGCAAGGUUUUGGCUAGAGAGAUCUUCGACAGUCGUGGAAACCCCACCAUUGAAGUAGACAUAACGACAAGCAAAGGAGUCUUCAGAGCAGCAGUACCUUCUGGAGCCAGUACUGGCAUAUAUGAAGCCUUGGAACUGAGAGACAAAGACCCAAAGAGAUUCCUAGGGAAGGGUGUCUUGAAAGCCAUUCAAAAUGUGAACACUGUUAUAGGGCCGGCAUUGAUUUCAAAAAACAUAGAUGUGACCAAUCAGAAAGAAGUUGACAAGAUAAUGCUUGAGUUGGAUGGAACAGAGAAUAAGACUAAUCUUGGUGCUAAUGCAAUCCUUGGUGUGUCACUAGCAGUCUGUAAAGCAGGGGCGGCUCAUAAAGGAGUCCCUCUCUACAGACAUAUUGCUGAUCUUGCUGGUAAUAAGGAUGUUGUGCUUCCAGUCCCAGCCCUUAAUGUUAUCAAUGGGGGAUCUCAUGCUGGAAAUAAGCUGGCCAUGCAGGAAUUUAUGAUAUUACCUACUGGUGCCAGCAGUUUUAGUGAAGCUAUGAGGAUUGGUGCUGAGGUUUAUCAUAAUCUGAAAGCUGUCAUUAAGAAGAGGUAUGGACAAGAUGCUACUAACGUUGGAGAUGAAGGAGGUUUUGCACCUAACAUACAGGAUAAUAGAGAGGGUUUGGAACUUCUAAAAGUUGCAAUAGCAAAUGCUGGGUACACUGACAAGGUUAAGAUUGGAAUGGAUACUGCCGCCAGUGAGUUCUGCAAAGAAGGAAAAUAUGACCUUGACUUUAAGAACCCUAACAGUGAUCCAAGCAAAUGGCUAACUGCUUCACAAUUGAAGGAUCUGUAUAAAAGCUUCAUUUCAGACUAUCCAAUAGUCUCCAUUGAGGAUGGUUUUGAUCAAGAUGACUGGGAAGGAUGGACUUCAUUUACCGCCGAGACCGAUAUACAAAUUGUUGGUGAUGAUCUCCUUGUUACUAAUCCAAAGCGUAUCUCCACCGCCAUUGAGCGCAAGGCCUGCAACGCGCUGCUGCUCAAAGUGAACCAGAUUGGCUCCGUCACUGAGAGCAUUGAAGCAUGCAACAUGGCCCAGCGUAACGGCUGGGGUGUGAUGGUGAGUCACAGGAGCGGAGAGACUGAGGAUACUUUUAUUGCUGAUCUGGUCGUUGGUUUGUGCACUGGACAGAUCAAGACCGGUGCUCCUUGUCGCUCUGAGAGACUGGCAAAGUAUAACCAGAUCCUACGCAUUGAAGAGGAGCUAGGAGACAAGGCUGUCUUUGCAGGAACUAAGUUCAGGAAUCCACUCAAGUCUUAGACUUUGCUGCUUUAAAAAAACAGUAGCCAUUCAACAUUGUCUAGUGGUACAGUAUAGUGUAUUGCUGAUUAUAAGUAGCAGUUAUGAUAACUUUUAAGCAAAAA